GCAUGGACGACGUGGAAUGGACGAAGCGUCGCAGAGCGCGCGAACAUACAUGCUCGGAGGACGCGUGAAGCAUGCUCGGAGGACACACGCGCGCGUGGCGUGCACUCUGUCGUGGCCCGCGCGCAGGCACCGUUCCCGCCGCGUCUCCCCCCAUACCCGCGCGCACGCCCAUCACACGCCCGCUCUAUCGCCGACCCCGCACACCACGCCCCGCGUCCGCCCCGUGCUGCAUUCCGCUGCAUCCCGCUGCAUUGCGCUGCGUCCCGCUGCAUUACACUGCAUUCCACCUGCCAGCGACCGGCGACUCUGCACUCGUCUCGCAGCGCGCCCGCAGCGGGCCGGCGUCAUCGCCCCCAUCGCCCCCAUCAUCUUCACCCAUCGUUAUCCUGAUCGACGUCGGUGCCGACCGGGGUGCUAGGGGAUGUUGUGGCGUGCACGCGAUAUGGAGGGUACGGGACCGCGUCGACCGACGGGCGACGGGCGAUGGGCGACGUGGACGUGGACAUGGACGCGGACGUGAGGCGCGCGGAGAGGCGCGAGGCGUUGGUGCAGACGGACGGACGCGGCGCGGUCGCGGUGUUCGUGUUCGUGUUCGCGAGGACGAAGGGCGCAGGGCGCAGGGCGCACGCGUGCAGCUGGACACGACCCGACGAGGAGAGGGGGCAGAGUCCAGAGGUGGGCAGAUAGAGCCCGGGGGUGCGUCGGCGCGUCGGCGGGGGCACGGCGUGUACUUGUACGCGUGCCUACCCGCCUACCUAUUGGGUACUGUACUGUGUGGCGGACGCGGCGGGUCGCGGAGCGUUGGAGCGUCGAAGCUUGAAGCGUUGAAGCGUGAAGCGUGA
Messenger RNA from Heterobasidion irregulare TC 32-1, 842 nucleotides. RefSeq lists its product as uncharacterized. Bases 72 to 842 code for a protein of 256 amino acids. Lineage: Eukaryota; Fungi; Basidiomycota; Agaricomycetes; Russulales; Bondarzewiaceae. The record is from RefSeq and is a predicted model, not a curated record. The transcript has a single exon.